CCACUUUUGCGAUUGAAUCAAUUUUUGAUUUGGUCUCUUUUUGCAUUCAAUUAAUGUAUUGGGCAUGAAAUUCUUAUAAAAAAAAACACAACAAAGAAAAAGAAGGAUUGUAUAGAAAGAAAAAUAUGUUUGCUCUCAUGAUUUUUUAUUUUGUCACAUAAAGAGAGAAAUAAUAAUAAUAAUGAGAGAAGGAGGAAAAAAGAGAACAUUUAAACUUGUGCGAAAUUAUCGUCUUUUUCUAAUGAUUCUGGACACAAAAACAAGAGUAAAGGAAAAACAGAAAGUAAUAAAGAUGCUUUAAUACUAUCAGAAUGUCGUAGGAAACUGAAGAAGAGUGACAAGAAGUGAGAGCGGCGACGUUGUGCGAAUCGUGAUAGGAAGGGUCGUGAUCUCUGUGACUGUGUCACUGCUGAGCUGGAGAUUAGAGAGCGUCGGAAUCAGAGAUGAAUUGAUGACUGCGGAAAGUCGAUGUUUUCUAAGCUCUGGCGAUCUCAUUAACCCUCAACAGGCUAUCAGGGGGCAAUUCAGCCACUUCUGACUACAACAGUCCUUCGAGGAAUUGCACAUUUUCUCCGAUCCUUCCAAAGUGUGGUUCAUUAGUUUGUCUGUCUCGAUGUGAACGAUGAUGUGAAGGCGAGAAGCAGUGCCUUCCCGGCCGAUGUCCAGGCGCAGCGAAAGUGCGAGCAACUCUCCAGUGGGUGUGUCAGCGCAAUGAGUGCCUCCAGGAUAGCGUUGAGGAGCGUGAGUCGCGGCCUCCUGGCCGCCAGGAGCUUCUCCUCUGCCGCCGCUGCGGCGGAGAAAACCAGUCUGUAUGACUUCCACGUGGCGAAUCAGGGGAAGAUGGUCAACUUUGGCGGCUUCCUGCUGCCCGUGCAGUACGGCGACUUCGGCAUCGCGGCGUCGCACAAUCACACACGCACGAAGGCGUCGAUCUUCGACGUGUCACACAUGCUGCAGACUUACGUGCGAGGAGCCGCUGCCAUUGACUGCAUGGAGUCCAUCAGCACGGCGGACAUCGCUGGGCUGCCCGAGGGCUCCUCCACUUUGACUGUCUUCACGAACGAGCGUGGCGGCAUCCUGGACGAUCUCAUCAUCACGCGCCUGUCGGACUCGCUGCUGUACGUGGUGUCGAACGCCGGCUGUCGCCAGCAGGACAUGGACAUCAUGUCCGAGGCGGCGGAGCGCUUCCGUCGCCGCGGCAAGAAUGUGGACAUGGAGUUUCUCACGCCUCAGGACAGAGCCUUGCUGGCGCUGCAGGGCCCGGACGCCGUGCGCUGCCUGCAGGAAGUGUGCGACUUCGAUCUGCGCUAUCUGUACUUCAUGACCUCCACCAGGGCCGAUGUGGCGGGCAUUGAGAACUGCCGCGUGACGCGCUGUGGCUACACUGGUGAGGACGGCGUGGAGAUCUCCAUGCCGGCCGACAGGGCGGUGCACAUCGCCGAGGCGCUGCUGGGCAGCAAGCUGAGCGCCGUGAAGAUGGCAGGACUGGGAGCCAGAGACUCGCUGCGAUUGGAGGCGGGAUUGUGUCUGUACGGCAGCGAUAUUGAUCAGGACACCACGCCGAUCGAGGCAAAUCUUGCAUGGCUAGUGGCCAAGCGACGGAGGAGCGAGAUAAACUUCCCCGGAGCCAAGAUUGUGGUGGAUCAGCUGAAGAACGGCUGCUCGCGUCGGCGCGUGGGCAUCCGCGCACUCUCUGGUCCACCAGCCAGACACGGAGUGGAGAUCUUCAGUGAGGACGCCAAGGAGAAGAUCGGAAGCGUGUCCAGCGGAUGUCCCAGUCCCACGGCGGGCGGAAACGUGGGCAUGGGAUACGUGAAGGAAUCCCACAAGGCCAAUGGCACGAAGCUUCAGCUGAAGAUCCGGGAGAAGUUCUUCCCCGCCGAAGUCGCUCGAAUGCCCUUCGUCAAGGCGAAUUACUACACAAAGCCCAAAUAGUGGGCAAUUGGCCAGUUCUCUCUGUGGAAGAAUAAAUCCUAGCAAGUCAGGACACUUUGCUGAAGUCGAUGAAAAGAAUUGUUUAUUAAAUUGUUUGUCCUAUUUACAUUUUAAAAUAGUGUCCCCAAGAUUUUCUGUGUUCUUAUACAAUAUAAACUCCUCUGGGCCUCUUGCGGCCUCACUCCCAUAGU
Molecule: messenger RNA, 2126 nt
Organism: Phlebotomus argentipes
Lineage: Eukaryota; Metazoa; Arthropoda; Insecta; Diptera; Psychodidae
Product: aminomethyltransferase, mitochondrial
Exons: 4
Coding region: 712-1935 (407 amino acids)
Biological process (GO): glycine catabolic process
Cellular component (GO): mitochondrion
Molecular function (GO): aminomethyltransferase activity; protein binding
Source: RefSeq, a predicted model, not a curated record